AUGGACAUAAUACUGGUCAGUCUUCUGGAUGUGCACGACAAGGGUCCAGACAGUCUAUUAGCCAUAGACAACAAGGCUCUGAAUCACGUCAGACCUCCACUUGUGGACGACAUGGUUCUGGAUCAGGUCACUCUUCCAGCUGUGGCCAACAUGGAUCUAGCUCCAGUCAGUCUUCUCACUAUGGACAACAAGGGCCCACUCAAUCACCUAGUCAGAGAAAACACGGUUCUCGUUCACCUCAGUCGUCUGGCUCUGGACAACAUGGAUCUGGCUCAGGACACUGUUCCAACUGUGGCCAACAGGGAUCCAGCUCUGGUCAGUCUUCUGGCUAUGGACAACAGGAGUCAAGUCAGUCUUCGAGUCACAGGAGACGUGGGUCUAGUUCCAGUGAGACUUCUAGCUGUGGCCAGCAUAGCUCUGGAUCAGGUCAGUCCUCCACUUAUGGACAACAUGGCUCUGGAUCAGGCAAUUCAUCAAGCCGUGGCCAACAGGGAUCGAGCUCUAGUCAGUCUGCUGGCUAUGGACAACAAGGGUCCACUCCAUCUUCCAGUCACAGACAACAAAGCUCGGGUUCAGUCUUCUAGCUGUGGCCAACAUGGAUCUGUAUCUCGUGAGUCUGCUAGCUAUGGCCAACAUGGAUCGACUCAGUCUUCAAGCCAUAGACAACAUAGCUCUGGUAAUAUUCAGUCCCCUAGUCCUGUUCAACAUGGGUCUGCAUCAGGUCAAUCUUCCAGCUGUGGCCAACACAGCUUUAGCUCUGGUCAGUCUUCUGCCCCUCGUAAAAAUGAGUCAAGUCAGUCUUCCAAUUCUGGGCAAAACGGAUCAAGUUCAGGUCAGUCUUCUAGCUGUGGGAAACAUGGUUCUGCAUCAGGCCAUUCUUCUAGCUCUGGCCAAGACAAGUCAAGUCAGUCUUCAAGACAUAGACUACAUGGGUCUAGUUCAGGUCAGUCUACAAGCUGUGGCCAACAUGGUUCUGGAUCAGCACAGGCCUCCACUAAUGGACAACAUGGCUCUGGAUCAGGCCAUUCCUCUAGCUGUGGCCAACAUGGAUCUAGCUCUGGUCAGUCUUCUACCUGUGGCCAACAUGGUUCUGGAUCGAGCCAAUCGUCUACCUGUGGUCAAGACAAGUCAAGUCAUACUUCCAGUAAUAGGCAACAUGGGUCUAGUUUAGGUCAUUCUUCCAGCUCUGACCAACAUGGUUCUGGAUCUGGUCACUCUUCUCGCUGUGGCCAACACAGAUCCAGUUCUGGUCAAAAUUCUGGUCAUGGUCAACAUGAGUCAAGUCAUUCUUCCAGCUCUGGCCAACAUGGUUCUGGAUCUGGUCAGUCCUCCAGCUCUGGUCAGCCUGGGUCCAGCUCAGGCCACUCUUCUAGCUGUGGCCAACACAGAUCCAGUUCUGGUCAAAAUUCUGGCCAUGGUCAACAUGGCUCUGGAUCAGGUCAGUCUUCUAGCUGUGGACAACAUGGAUCUGUAUCUCAUGAGUCUGCUAGCUAUGGACAACAUGGAUCGACUCAGUCUUCGAGCCACAGACAACAUGGCUCUGGUAAUAUUCAGUCCCCUAGUCCUGUUCAUCAUGGGUCUGCAUCAGGUCAAUCUUCCAGCUGUGGCCAACACAGCUCUAGCUCCGGUCCGUCUUCCGCCCCUGGUAAAAAUGAGUCAAGUCAGUCUUCCAAUUCUGGGGACCACGGAUCAAGUUCAGGUCAGUCUUCUACCUGUGGAAAACAUGGUUCUGCAGCAGGUCAUUCUUCUAGCUCGGGCCAAGACAAGUCAAAUCAGUCUUCAAGACAUAGACGACGUGGGUCUAGUUCAGGUCAAUCUUCCAGCUGUGGCCAACACAGCUCUAGCUCUGGUCAGUCUUCUGCCCCUCGUAAAAAUGAGUCAAGUCAGUCUUCCAAUUCUGGGCAACACGGAUCAAGUUCAGGUCAGUCUUCUAGCUGUGGGAAACAUGGUUCUGCAUCAGGUCAGACCUCCACUUAUGGACAACAUGGUUCUGCAUCAGGCCAUUCUUCUAGCUCUGGUCAAGACAAGUCAAGUCAGUCUUCAAGACACAGGCGUCGUGGGUCUAGUUUAGGUCAGUCUACCAGAUGUGGCCAACAUGGUUCUGGAUCAGGUCAGGCCUCCACUAGCGGACAACAUGGCUCUGGAUCAGGCCAUUCCUCUAGCUGUGGCCAACAUGGAUCUAGCUCUAGUCAGUCAUCUGGCCAUGGUCAACAUGAGUCAAGUCAGUCUUCGAGUCAUACGCGACAGGAGUCUAGUUCAGGUCAGUCUUCCACCUGUGGCCAACACAGUUCUGGAACGAGUCAAUCUUCUAGCUGUGGUCAAGACAAGUCAAGUCAGUCUUCCUCUAACAGGAAACAUGGCUCCAGUUCAGGUCAUUCUUCCAGCUCUGGCCAACAUGGUUCUGGAUCUGGUCAGUCCUCUAGCUCUGGUCAGCCUGGGUCCAACUCAGGCCACUCUUCUAGCUGUGGCCAACACAGAUCCAGUUCUGGUCAAAAUUCUGGUCAUGGUCAACAUGCGUCAACUGUGGCCAACAUGGCUCUGGAUCAGGUCAGUCUUCUAGCUGUGGCCAACAUGGCUCUGGAUCAGGUCAGUCUUCUAGCUGUGGCCAACAUGGAUCGACUCAGUCUUCGAGCCAUAGACAACAUGGCUCUGGUAACAUUCAGUCCCCUAGUCCUGUUCAUCAUGGGUCUGCAUCAGGUCAAUCUUCCAGCUGUGGCCAACACAGCUCUAGCUCCGGUCCGUCUUCCGCCCCUGGUAAAAAUGAGUCAAGUCAGUCUUCCAAUUCUGGGGACCACGGAUCAAGUUCAGGUCAGUCUUCUACCUGUGGAAAACAUGGUUCUGCAGCAGGUCAUUCUUCUAGCUCGGGCCAAGACAAGUCAAAUCAGUCUUCAAGACAUAGACGACGUGGGUCUAGUUCAGGUCAAUCUUCCAGCUGUGGCCAACACAGCUCUAGCUCUGGUCAGUCUUCUGCCCCUCGUAAAAAUGAGUCAAGUCAGUCUUCCAAUUCUGGGCAACACGGAUCAAGUUCAGGUCAGUCUUCUAGCUGUGGGAAACAUGGUUCUGCAUCAGGUCAGACCUCCACUUAUGGACAACAUGGUUCUGCAUCAGGCCAUUCUUCUAGCUCUGGUCAAGACAAGUCAAGUCAGUCUUCAAGACACAGCCGUCGUGGGUCUAGUUUAG
Talpa occidentalis (Iberian mole) is the source of this 3180-nucleotide messenger RNA. Its product is annotated as hornerin-like. NCBI's taxonomy places the organism in Eukaryota, Metazoa, Chordata, Mammalia, Eulipotyphla, Talpidae. The transcript is spliced from 7 exons. The record is from RefSeq and is a predicted model, not a curated record. Bases 1 to 3180 code for a protein of 1059 amino acids. Gene Ontology annotation, cellular component: keratohyalin granule; cornified envelope. Gene Ontology annotation, biological process: establishment of skin barrier.